This is a messenger RNA of Trichomycterus rosablanca, 3389 nucleotides long. RefSeq names its product dynein axonemal heavy chain 8-like. Bases 726 to 3131 code for a protein of 801 amino acids. Gene Ontology annotation, molecular function: dynein intermediate chain binding; minus-end-directed microtubule motor activity; dynein light intermediate chain binding. The record is from RefSeq and is a predicted model, not a curated record. Gene Ontology annotation, cellular component: axonemal dynein complex. Lineage: Eukaryota; Metazoa; Chordata; Actinopteri; Siluriformes; Trichomycteridae. Gene Ontology annotation, biological process: microtubule-based movement. The transcript has 19 exons.
GUGGCCGCGGUAGGGCUUAGCACGCGCUUACGCGCUCCAACAAGGGGAGUGACAGAAACGGUAUUGACUCGUUACACAAGGACAAUUUUGUUUCUCCAGUUAACUUGGCACGUCUUUGUACUGUGGGAGGAAACCAGUGUUCCCGGAGGAAACCCACAUGGACAUGGGGAGAACAUGCAAACUGCACACAAAAAGGACCUGGGUAUCGACAAAUCUGUUAUGUAACUAACUACAGUGCACGGGUGCGCAGCAGAUCGAGUAGAUGUGGCCUAGCAACAUGAACUCCGAGGGUCUGGAUUCGAAUCGCCCCUCCGGCUGCUGACUAUGAGAAAUUUUGCACGUUCUCCCCAAGUCCACAUGGUUUUCUACUGUGUACUGUGGUUUGAUAGCACCAUCCAAAACAUGCAGAUGGUGGAAUGGCUAAUCUAAACUGUACAGUACACACACAUUCUAAAUUGGGGAGGUUGGGCAUUUGUCUGUGUACUAUUAAGUAGGGAGGGUCGCCUCAGGAAGAGCAUCCAGAUCCAUUGUGGUGACACAUAAAUACAGUAGUACAAAACAAAAACUCUUAUUGUCUAUUAAAAAACACUGACGAUCCUUUAAAGUUCAUGUCACAUCAGUGUUUGUCCUGUUACAGGAAGUGAUGUGACUGAUUCAUUUUAUAUGGCAGCUUUAAAUAUCACAUAAAUUUAUAUGGAUUUAAUGCACUUGUGCUUUUGAUAGACAUGAGUGGAGCUUCGCAGGCAGAAAUGGGGGACACGAACCCAUCAGAGUCUGUAAAGCGAAGGCCAGGCAGGUAUCACCAGUCUGCUUUGAGCAUGCUGGCCAUUCACAAAUCCACAAUGGAGAAACAGGCCAGAUUCAGACAGGAGAGGGAGGUGAGGAAGGCUAGUCUGACGCCAGCACACCAGUACAUGUUUGAAGUCCUGGCUGUUGGGCUUGGCCUGGAAGUUUCAGCGGUAGAAGAUUUUAUUCUUGAUGCCCCAUCAUUAGCACCGUUUGAUGAUUUCUUUGCCAAAGGAGGGUCAGAAGUUAUUUCAUUUGCGUACCAGGAAUCAGAGGUUCCAGGAGUAGAAUGUGGUCGCACUUUUCCUGGCGUGUCGAAGGGAACCAAAAUGAUGCGACUGUUCCUGGCCGAUAUGUCCGACACAUGCUUUGAAGGACUUUGUUUGUUUUUUCUGAGAACCAACGCGGAUGUUGCACUCAACCCAGCGAACAUCCACAAGGAGAUUUAUCUAUCCAUGCUCAGCGCCACAGAGGGGAUGCUGAAAGGAAUAAGAGAUUUGUUAUCAAAUGUGUACAUACCAGCAGUUUGUACAACUGAGAACUGGGGGGCUUUAAACCAGUCUAAACAUGGAGAGAAAAUCAAGCAGAACUUUAGAGAUGACCUGUUUCACUUCACGCACUUUCUGGAUGAGAUGCAGCUGAGCAUCGAGGGUACCGUUAAACUAACAAAAGCCUCAGAGAUCGACUUCUCCAGACUUGUGACCUUUGAGAAUAUAAAAGCGGCGGCUGAAGACGCGGACAUGGUGCGCAGACUCGAGGAGAUUUUAAUGGGGUGGCACAAGCAGAUCGAACAGGUGCUGACAGAAAGGAAUCAGAUUCGUAGAGAAGAUGAUGCGUUGGGGCCUUUGACAGAACUCGAACACUGGAAAAGGAUGUCUGCAAAGUUCAGCUCCAUCAUAGAACACAUCAAAGGCUCAGAAUGUAAAACUGUGGUGAACGUCCUUCAUAUAAACCGAUCAAAGACCAUAAAGCUAUGGCGGGAGCUAGAUAACAGAAUAACUGACUGUGCGAACGAGGCUAAGGACAACGUAAAAUAUCUCUCCAGCCUGGAGAAAAUAUGUCGGCCUCUUUAUAACUCUGAUCCAGUCACCAUGACUAAAAGUAUCCGGACUCUCAUCACCACCAUUUGCAUGAUACAUGAUGUGUCAAGAUAUUACAACACGUCUGAACGAAUGUCUACACUUUUUAUUAAAGUUACUAAUCAGAUGGUGACCGCCUGCAGAGCUUACCUUACUAAUAAUGGCACCUCAAGCAUUUGGGAUCAGGACACACACGAUCUCAUUAAGAAGAUGCAGGAGUGUAUCUGCCUGUUUGAGGAGUAUCGGUCAUGCUUCCAAAGUACGAAGAAGCAGAGGCUCGAGACGCAGCCCGGGAAAUCAUUCGAGGUGUCGGAGAUGUACAUCUUCCGCAAGUUUGACGAUUUCUGCAAGAGGCUCGAGAAGAUAACUCAGAUGAUCACAGUGAUAAAAUCGUUCUCGGCCCUCGGCCAGUCAAGAAUCGAAGGGCUCGAGGCUCUAGCUGCAAAGUUUCAGAACAUCUACAUCAACAUAAAAAAGAAGGAGUACGACAUACUGGCUCAAAGAAGAGAGGUGUUUGAGGUGGACUUUACCGAGUUCAUGUCUCACAUCAGUAACCUGGAGCACCAACUUCAAGAUUUAAUGAGAAAAUGUUUCUCCAAGAUUUUUUCAUCUCAACAAGCCUUAAACCUCCUACAAAGGUUUCAGAAACUGAACAUGUCGUGUCUGCAGGCAGAAAUCUCCACAACCCUCCACCUGAUUCUGCAGCACUACGUCACAGAGCUCGAAGCUGUAAACCAGCACUAUCAGACCUACAGAGAAGAUCCUCCCAUAGGCAGAAACAUGCCUCCAGUGGCGGGCAGGAUUGUCUGGGUCAGGCAGCUGUUCAGCAAAAUACAGGAACCCAUCAGUUACAUUGAGAAAAACUCAGAGGUCCUGUCCACAUCUGAGGGGCAGGAUGUUGUGCAGCUGUACAACAGGUCUGCAGCGGUGUUUGUGGAGUUUGAGAUUCUUUACUAUACAGCCUGGAUGAACAGGUUCCCACAGUUGGAAUAUGCCCUGUAUGAAACCCUGCUUGUUCGCGACCCAGAAUCAAAGAAACUGCUGGUGAACAGUUCUACAAUAAACGAGACAUUACGAGAGAUUAAAUGCUUGAUUAAACUGGGAUUGAAGGUUCCCGAGAAGGCUCUGUAUAUGUUUAGGACAGAGAAACACCUAAAGACAACACAAUUCAGAUUAGAGACGUUUAUCAGCAGUUAUGAGGAUACGCUUGAGGAAAUUCCUGCUAUGUUUUACAGUCUGAUGAUAUCAAAAAUAAAAAAGGUCUGAUUGCUUCAGAGUAAAGCAGAAUACACAACAGCAGUAAGGGCCUGGGCUUGAUUCCCCUAGGUCUAGGGUCCUUUCUGUGUGGGGUUUGCAUGUUCUCCCUGUGUCCAAGUCCAAGGACAUGCAGUCAGGUUAACUGGAGCUACUAAUAAUUGCCCUAAUUGUGUGUGUGUGUCUGUCUGGGGUGUUUUCAGCAUUUUGCCUGGUGAAUCAGACCCACUGCAGCCCUGACCAGGAUAAGGCAGUGGUAAAACAGAGAAU